Messenger RNA from Poecilia reticulata (guppy), 4712 nucleotides. It is a transcript of the gene tnfrsf11a, whose product is annotated as tumor necrosis factor receptor superfamily, member 11a, NFKB activator. Gene Ontology annotation, biological process: multinuclear osteoclast differentiation; positive regulation of bone resorption; tumor necrosis factor-mediated signaling pathway. Lineage: Eukaryota; Metazoa; Chordata; Actinopteri; Cyprinodontiformes; Poeciliidae. The record is from RefSeq and is a predicted model, not a curated record. Gene Ontology annotation, molecular function: cytokine binding; tumor necrosis factor receptor activity. Gene Ontology annotation, cellular component: external side of plasma membrane.
CUUUUACAAGUUCCCGCAUGCAAACUCUCACACACAUUGUGAAUGGAAGCACCGGGGGAAGAUGAGAAGGCCUGUGGGAGCUGCCGCUGCUUAACGGGGAAUGAAGAAGCAGGAAUGCCCUGACAGUUUGCGGCGGAAAUCCUUCCACUCUUUGGCUACGCACAGCAAGAAGAAGUGAUUUGCAGUGAGGAUACUUUGGGGGGUGGGGGGAAAGGGAUCUGAUUUCUGGACUUGGCGUUAAGACGCAGAAGCAUCCAUAACUCUGAAAAAUGAGGUGGAUCUUCCGAGGGUGGAUAACGUGUGUGCUCGUCACCUUUUCCGCACAGGAUGCAAUCUCCAAAUCGGCCCAGUGCAAAGAAAAUCACUACUUGAACGGCUCCACGUGUUGCAAAAAGUGUCCGCCAGGUCAGCGUGUGUUUUCUCACUGCAAUGAAUCCCAAGACACCGUAUGCGUAGACUGCAAUCGAGAUACCUAUCAGCCUGGCUGGACGGGAGACACCAACUGUAUCAAAAAGAAGUUCUGUGAUGAGGGUAAGGGAUUUAUGAAAAGAAAUGCUCACAGUGAAGACUUGAAGAGAGAAGAACAGUGUCAAUGCAAGUCUGGUCUCCAGUGUUCGCCUAUCAACUGCGAAUACUGUGAGAAGAUACCCACCUGUGGGCCUGGUUCCGGACUGGAGGAAGAAGCUGGGUCAAAAAAUGGAAGGAAAACCUGCUUUGCGUGUAAGAAUGGCUUCUACUCUGCCAAGGAGGAUCAGGAACAAUGCAAAGAGUGGACCAACUGUAAGGCUGAGGGCAAGACUGAGGAGCAACCAGGCAGCGCUCAGGCCGAUGCAGAGUGCGGACCACUUGUCUUUGGUCCAGCACCUUCCUGGUUUAUAGUUUCAUUGCUGUCAGUGAUUACUGUUCUGUGUCUCCUCAUACUGCUGCUUUUCUGCUACAAGGACAAACUCAAGUUACUUUCUGUUAAUCUCCGAUCUUGUGUCCAGAAUCUGAAGAGGAGCAGGAUACAACAGGAGACUUUGGCCCCUCUUUACCGCAGUGGAGCUGAAGGAGGAGGAAUACCAGAAGUCGCUGGCUCCAAAUGUACGCCGUGUGAGAUGACCAAACUCAUCUGCCAAGCUUCUCACAGUCCUGAGUUUUACCCCCCGUCCACCUUCCCGGCGUCUGUUCCCUGCGUCAGGAUUGCUCUGCCCUUCACAGAGGGAAUGGCCGAAAAGGAAGGGGCCAGGGAUAAGAUGGUGACCGAGACCGAGAGCCAAGGAUCCGGAGAACCAGAGGAACUGUCAGAGGAGGAGGUUGUUAAUGCAUCUCCGCUUUUGGCAGGUUCCUGCGUGUGCGUCAGUCUUGUUCGCGAGCCACUCGAAGUGGGAGAGAACGAAGACUGUAGCCAGGCGGUUAUUCCGGGGACAUUGGGAACGUGCUCGUGCGGGGGCCUCGAAGGUAAAAGGGAUGGAGAGGAAAACAGAAAAGAGGAUAAAAGGGACAAUCGAAUACCAGAGGAAAAGGUCGAUCAGGAAAAGACGGGCUCGUCCAUGAGUGAGAUGUGUGUUAGAUCACUUGUCUCAGUUUGUCCUCCCGUCAUCCACUCCUCCUCCUCUCCGGCUCCUCCAUCCAGUCCCCUUCCUGAACUCUGCCUGCCGUUGUCCCAGGCUCUGGCGACGCCGCAGCUCGGGUCCACCCUGUCUGACAAGUCCCUGAUAAAACAGGACGAAUUAUAUAGACUGGCAAGCACAGAAUCUGAGUCAACUAGAAACAAUGCAGCCUCCGCCAUGACCCUGGUCAGCGCAGUGAUGAUGUCCACAUCUGCUGGAGAACUGUACCUGGACAAGCCCCAAGAGGCCCCCAGACCGGAGCCGGGGCAGGGAGGCUCCUGCGGGCCCAGCAGAGAGAACAAGGCCUCUUUGGAGGAGUCGGAACUGGAGUGUUCGCCUGAGAGUCUCCACAGUGAGCUGGCUGAACCAACUCCUACCUCAGGUCUUGUUUCUGGCAGCCACAACACCACCUUCAUCUCCAGCGGUCAGGUGAUGAACGUCACCGGUGACGUCAUCGUCGUCUACGUCAGCCAGACGUCUCAGAGCAGCGACGAGGGCGGGUCGGACGGCGCCUUCGGGAGCCCCGUACAGGAAGAAGCCAACGAGACGGCCCCGUUUUUCCAGAGCUGCCUUAGGUCCCCGGGGGACUCCAUUUCCCAUAGCACCUUGCGAGAACAGACUCUGCCAGUGCAAGAGAUGAUACUGGGAAAGUGAAGCGGGUUCGAAGGGCGAUCAUCUCUACAAGCUUCAAGUCUAUCGCAAUUAUGUAAAGGGUUUAUUGUUAAAAUAACACCAAAGAAAUACAAAGUUUGGUUUUCUUAAGUUUUACAUGCAUUUCAUCUCUCAUAUUGUUUCCAGACAUUCAUAGUUGGAAACUAUUUUCUUUCCAGACAGUGAUGUGUAAUUUUCUAGGGAACUGAGUUCAUACUGGGGAAAAAAAAAAGAAACAAAAAAGAAAAAAAAAAGUUUUUUUUUUUUUUGUUACAUGGAAAUUUCAGCUUUAUCUCAACACUAAUAGUUAAUACAUAUCUAAUUUCUCACUUUUCAUCCUCCCCAUUUAUGUCUCCAAACUCUUCUAAGUUUGACAUCUGGAUGAUUUAAGAGCUUCCUCAUGUAACAAAACAUCCACCAUGUGGAAAUUAUUUUCAAUGUUUUUUGUUUUUUUUAUGAUUGAAACUGUACUCUGUUAGCCACACUCGGACCUGGCAGAACACAGAGUCUGUACAAAGAUGAUGAUGAUGAUGAUGAUGAUGAUGAUGAUGAUGAUGAUGAUGGUGAUGAUGAAUUUUAAGCAUUUCACUGAGUGAAGCUCGCAGAAGCCUAUUUUUUGCAUUAUGAAAGCGCAUCAAGUUCUGAUAUGACAAAUGUUUAAUCUGUACAGAGACUUUGUUUGUUGUCUUCUUAUUGCACCCGACGUGCAAUUCGUGUCUACAAAAAAAAUGCUAUGCAUUUGAUAAGCUAUUUUAUUGCUGGAUUGUUUUAUUUUGCAAAUUUUAAUGAAGAAAAUCAAAAUGUUUCAAGAAUGUUCUUCUAAAGGUAAAUUCUUAAUGCUCUUUGUCCGAAAUUUCAGAAGUGAUAGAUGAUUGUAUAUAUUCUAAAGAAGCGUUAUCUAUUUGUGAAAGAAGUGAGUUUUCCUCUGUUUGAUUUUCAGUGAGGAGGAUGUGUUUGAUCAUGUGGUGCAACUGAGAGCAACUGAGGCAAAAUGCAAACCAUCAUAAACUUAAAGUUUAGUGACGCCCUGAAAAAAGUUUAUUCUUGAUGCUUUUACUUUCUAAAUAUCAUUUUGGCUCCUAUUAUAAUGCAGUUCUCGUCAAACAUGUUUUUUUUUAACUUAAAGAAUAUGUGAAAAAAUCUAUGAAAUUUGUCAAUAUUUAAUAUGGCGCUUCACUGUUAAGCCUUACGCUUUCAUCAUUUAACACUUGGGAAUUAUAAUAUUUCAGUUAUUUUUACUUUCUUUUUAUUUUUUAUUUUUCAUUUUUGUGUGCCAUAUGGGUGCUUAAUUAAUAUGGUAAUCAUAAUGUUUGUGUUUACAAAAGCUCUUUUGUAUUAUUUACCUGGGUCCGUAACUGUUUCAGGCCCCUUCAGGACCAAAUGUGGCAAAGUCAGUGCUGAAAUAUUUUUAUUUUAUUGCCACAGUCGUUUCUGUUUUUUCCUUUCUUUUUUUUCCCUUUUUUUCAUUUAGUUAAGCCCAGCAUUAUUUAUACUCCUGGCAGACUAAUCCUUAAAGUAAUGUUUUAAUUUUACCUCCAUGUUUCUUCUGACAUGAGGUUAUUUUUACAUUUUGGGUUUCCCAGCCAGAGUUAACUUCAAUCUGAUACAAAAUCUGUGGAUGGAGUUGAAAAUUAGAAUGAUUGAAACGAGGCCUUUCUCAAAGACUUGAGCUCAUAAUUGGUGGAAAUUCAACAAAAUCUCAGUAGAAACGUACAAAAUGGAUUACACUUCUGUAAUAUUAAUUGUUAAACAAGGAGAGAAAUAAUUUUUCACCUGCAAAAAUAAAAUGUAAAUAUAUGCUGAUAGAUCUCCCCCCCCCCUAAACUUCUGAAUGAUGCCUGUUUAAUUUUCAAUCAGAAACAAAGUUCUUGGUUGAAUGGAAAUAAUAAAAAAUCUAAAUCUGUUAGAGUAUGAAAACAUUUGUGCUUACAGCUUUCAGUGGAAAUUAAGCCCUUAAUUCAGCUGUGAAUGCAGCUUCUGAUUGUUUCGCCAUGUCAUAUACUAUCACAUAACAUUCAUACAAAAGGUGAAAUUGAGAAAAUGUACUCACAUUUUCACUUUUUUGCGUAAAAAAAAAAAAAAGUCCAGAUAAAACAGUGACCUUGAAGACUGCUUCACUUUCAAAACUGUCAAAACAAAUUGCAUCUAAACUGGGAUCUUGUCACCUGCCAACAGAAACGCCAGCUACUAUUUUUCCCGUGCACUCUUAAACAACCGAGUGGGAUGUGCAAAGCGUGUCGACAUUUGGCCCUGAAAGAGCCUGUGUCUUCUGGGAAGGACUGAAGGAAAACCUCUGAAGAAAACAAAACUAAGCUUUGCUGUUGUCUUGCUGGGUUCACUGCACUGAUCAAUCACAACCUCUCCAUGUGUACGCAGCUUUUAACAAAUCAUGUACAUAUCAAUCAACUCUGAUGCAAUGGAUAAAUGAAAGACUAUUUUGAUUAAAAUUAAAUAUGUUUCAAAAUUAAA